CGCCACUCACUUCCGGUGGAGCUGAUACUCUGGGGACGCCGACCUCCACAUACUCACUCACGUUCGAAUAGGACAUCGACUUGAGGGGUCAAUUCGAUAAGAAAAUCCGGAAGCGGGCUCAGUACAAGACCGAGGGUCUUUCGGCGCUUCGGGAGAAACGGAAGCCGGUUGAUGAGAGAUCUCAGCUAACCGUUCAAUGGGGAAGCGAAAAAAUUGGUUCGGUGGGCGGUCUCGACUCUCGUUGAACGAGGCAUCAUCCCCAGCAAUCCUACCCGACCCAACCGCGGCCACACCACAAGGGAUCGCAGCUGCUUCCGACAUCAAUGCCAAACGACGCAUCUACAUCAACACACCUGUGCAGCCACCAUACCUCGAUACCAACACAAACACGCCGGUGGUGCAAUAUCCCUCAAACAAAGUCCGCACAUCCAAGUAUGAGCCGCUCACAUUUCUGCCGAAGAACUUGUUUGAGCAGUUCCGUUCGGUGGCGAAUUUCUACUUCACGUCGCUGGUGAUCUUGCAGUUCUUCAAGCCCUUUCUUCUGGUAUCGCCUGUGCUGACAGCGGCGCCGGUCGUUAUAAUCAUCUCUGCCACGGCGCUGAAAGAUGCCGUCGAAGACUACAAACGACAUAGAGCUGAUGCCAGCGUCAACAAAGCUCAGGUAUAUCUGCUGGAGCCGUGGGAAAAUGUGAAUGCAGUGGAAUAUAGCGGAUGGAAAGUAUCUGCGCGUCGAGUCAUCAAGAUUUUCAAAAAGACGUGUAUGCAAAUCCUACGGCUCUGCUUCAAUACGGUGAUAGGACUUGUCACUAGAAAGCGGAAGGAGGUAUCGAAAGGACCUGCUAGGCCGGCGGAACUAAAGGGUGAAGAUUACAUUGACGUGGACGGGUCGUCGGACGCUAGAGGGACAUCACCGGAGGGUGACGGCAGUUCGCCGUCCGCGGUUUUAUCAGCCGAAGCCGAUGGGGAGAAGGAGCCGGUUUGGAAGCUGAGGAAAUGGGAGGACGUUCGUGUAGGGGACUUCGUUUUCCUGAGGAACAACGAUCCAAUUCCUGCCGAUAUCAUCAUCAUUUCGACUUCCGAGCCGGAUUCGGUGUGCUAUAUCGAGACGAAAAAUCUCGACGGAGAGACGAAUCUGAAGGUUCGACGUGGGGUUCCCGCUUUGGAGUGGGUGAAGGCCCCGGCAGAUUGCACGAGGGUGAAGGCAUAUCUGGAUUCUGAGCCACCAAACAGUAACCUGUACGCCUACAGCGGAGUUCUGAACGUCAUCGACACUGAAGCGGAGAACAAAGAUGCUUCAGACGGGGCGCGCGGAACAUCGAUAAAAUCACAUGCUCCCGGCGAGAUGAUACCCUUAUCACCCACGUCAAUCCUCCUACGAGGAUGCGUCCUCCGAAACACACAGUAUCUCAUCGGAAUCGCCGUUUACACCGGAUCAGACACCAAGAUUGUCCUCAACUCCGGCAAAACCCCCUCGAAACGGUCGCGCAUUGAUAGACAGGUCAAUCCCCAGGUGCUUGUGAAUUUCAUGCUCCUAAGCGCCAUGUGCCUGGUGUGUUCCGUAGUGGCGGCCAUUUACAGUGCGACUUUCGGAUUGGAAGGCGCUGUGUUUGCUGGGGUCAAUUUCGAUGGCUUUCUAACGGACUUUUCGGAUUAUGAGACGCCUGGUUAUACGGCGUUUGUGACAUUCUUCACUUGCAUGUUAAUUUUCCAGGCGAUCAUUCCGAUCGCGUUGGUCAUCAGUGUGGAAGUCGCGAAACUGUUCCAGAGUUUCAUGAUCCACCUGGAUGAGGAAAUGUACGACGCGGACACAGAUCGACAUGCCGAGCCCCAAGCGUGGAACCUGUGUGACGACCUCGGACAAAUCGAAUACAUCUUCAGCGACAAAACGGGGACUUUGACCUGCAACAUGAUGGAAUUCCGCAAAUGCACAAUUAACGGGGUUGCAUACGGCGGCAGUUUCGUCUCCGAAGCGAUGGUCGGUGCUGCCGAGCGGGAGGGCACGGCUGUUGACGAAGCGGAGAACACGGCGCAGCGGGAGGAGAUUGAGCGCGACAUGAGGAAAGGGUUGAAAGAGUUAGGCGGCGACAAGUACAUGGCGUCGAAGCUCAGCUUUGUAGACAGCGAGAUCGUCAAGCAUUUGGAGGAGAGCAGUGUCCAGGCACGGCGGAUUCGUGAGUUCUUCACGCUUCUUGCCGUGUGCCACACUGUUUUGGUCGAGAAGCCAGAUCCGGAAUCAAAUUUCCUCGAUUACAAAGCUCAGUCGCCUGACGAAGCUGCACUGGUUGCUGCUGCGAGAGACGUGGGCUUUGCCUUUUUGAAGCGAGAGGACAACCGGGUGUCUGUGGACCUGAUGGGCCAAUCCAGGGUGUACACCAUCCUGAACGUGCUAGAGUUCAACAGCGACCGGAAACGGAUGAGUGUCAUCAUUCGACGACCUGAGGGGGAAAUCAUCCUGCUGUGCAAGGGAGCCGACAGUGUCAUUUACGAUCGGCUGAGCAAAGACAACGACCAGGACCUGCUCGAUUCGACGUCUACGCACUUGGAGAACUUCGCGAAUGAGGGUUUGCGGACACUUUGUUUAUCCUUCCGCACGAUAACCGAUGAGCACUACAAGCGGUGGUCAGAGCGCUACAAGGCUGCCCAAAACCUCCUCGAAAACCGUGACCGCGAAACAGACUUGGUGGCGGAGACCAUCGAGCGCGACCUCACCUUGAUGGGCGCCACGGCCAUCGAAGACAAGCUCCAAGAAGGCGUACCAGAAACCAUCGCGACGUUAGCCAAAGCGGACAUCAAAAUCUGGGUGCUGACCGGCGACAAGAUGGAAACCGCCAUCAACAUCGGAUUCGCCUGCAAUCUCCUGCGCAGGGAUAUGAUCCUCAUCGUCGUCCGAAGUAAUUCGCUGGACUCGACGUUUCGCCAGCUGACGGAGGCGCUGGAACGCUUCUGGACGAGCGAUGGGAAACCGACGAGUGGUGAGAGUCCGGAGGGCAGUUACGAUGGGAGCACUCCUCUUGGCGGGACGCCGACGUAUGCGUUCGUUAUUGAUGGCGAAAGUUUGAAAUUUGCAUUGGAGCCUAGAUGCAAAGCGUUGCUUUUGGAGCUGGGAUGUCGGUGUUCGGCGGUUGUGUGCUGUCGUGUUAGUCCCUUGCAGAAAGCUAUGGUCGUGCAGUUGGUUCGAAAGGGACUGGGAGCCAUGUGCCUUGCCAUAGGCGACGGAGCGAACGACGUGUCCAUGAUUCAGGAAGCCGAUAUCGGAAUCGGAAUCGCUGGGAAGGAAGGUCUCCAGGCCGUCAUGGCGGCUGAUUACGCCAUUGCUCAGUUCCAAUUCCUCGGCCGCCUUCUGCUGGUACACGGGCGGUGGGCAUACAUGCGCACGGCGGAGAUGGUACUGAACUACUUUUACAAGAACGUCGUGUUCUUGUUUGUCCUGUUUUGGUUUCAGUUUGACAAUGGGUUUUCCGCAUCGACCGUCACCGAUUACACAUACGCUAUGUUCUUCAACACUCUUUUCUCGCUUCUCCCUACGAUCGCCCUCGGCACAUUGGAUCAGGACGUCAACGAUCGCAUUUCUAUGAUGGUCCCACAACUCUACGUCAAGGGAAUUCGUCAGGAACUCUACACAAUGGAGCGGUUUUGGAUGUACAUAUUGGACGCCAUCUACCAAUCCGUCGUCAUUUACUACUGCUGCUUCUUCAUCUUCCGUGACGCAAUACCGUACGGGUCCGGAUUUGACGGAACAAAGGACGACAUGGGCACCGUGCUGGCGAUGUGCAUCAUCAUCACCGUCAACCUCUAUGCGGGCAUGUCGACAUACAACUGGACUCUCCUCACCCACGCGGCGAUGUGGUUGACGUUUGUGAUAUGGCUGGGAUACUUGAUGGUGUUUGUAAACACGCCGACUAAUCCGCAGUAUGGACAACUGAAAGUGUUGUUCCUGAGCGCCAAUUUCUGGUUGGCGAUUGUCGUCAGCGUCGUUGCCGCCCUGCUGCCUCGGUUCGUCUACAAGUUCGUGUCUGCCUGGUUCUGGCCUUCGGAUACGGACCUUGUCCGCGAGAUGCAGUCCCAGUGGAAGGAAGGCGAUGCUCUCAAGCUAGACGGAAGCACACCGAAGGAGCGGUCACAGGCCAACUUGCGCGGCGGAGCGAUCAGCGAAGUCGACAUCAAGGUCAACCCGCCAAGCGACACUGAGCUGAACGGGCCCACCGACAUCCAACUAUCUCCGCCCACUCGUAACCUGAAAAAGACGUUCUCCGAUAAUUUACUGAGUCGAAGGGCGAGCAGCAGCAAGAGCGUGCUUUCAGACUCGGAGCGUAGGCGGGUGCAUUCCGCCAGGCCCGACAGCAGCGCUGAAAUGGUCGUUCCGCCGCCGUUGCCUUCUGGUCCCGAAGGCAGCGGGUCUGCCAACGGCGGACUUGAGCGGCCUCCAAUGGCUGAACCAAAGCAAUCGUGUGAUGGGUUCGGGGACGGUCCGACGCGUCGCAAGCCUAACCUCCACCUUCAGACCGGGACAACGCCGCGGAUAUCGGAAGCUACGGGCAAUGGAGGGGCUGAUGCGACCGCAGAAGGACCUCGUAUGCGUCGUGGAUCCGCAUUCAGAGCGCGUUCGAUUUCAACGGCAGUCAAGGAGGUCGGAAAGAAAAUGGGCCACAUGGUCUCGCGGAUGCGUGGCCGUCAUGGGCGUCUCGGCGAACAUGCGCGGAAUGGGAGUCUGGUGAUUUACAUGGGGAAUGAGGGCCCGGAUGCUAUGAGCCCGAACAGAGGAUUUGCGUUUUCGCAUGACGAGGGGAUGUGUUCUGUUAUCACUCCUACCAGACCCCCGGCCCCUCCAAGAACGGACUCACAAAGUGGCUAUAAUAUGUUCCCUUUCCCGAUACCCAACAGCAGCCCACUGAUCCCCAACCCUCAACCACGCAACAUCACCCCAAAUCCCGUUCAACGUCUCGUCGGAUCUCUCCGACCUUCCUCGACGACGAGCCUAAAUCCGCUCAACUUCGCGACAGGCAGCCGACGGAGCAGUAGCCACCAGAGUAUGCCCGCUCAUGGCGGUGAGGCUAUGGAAAUGGAGAGCAGAGGUCACAGCUCAGGCACAUCCCUAGUGAAUGUCGGCAUCGCGGGUGUUGUAGUCGGGGCGAUUGGGGCCGCGGUCGGAGGUGCUGUUCGAAUCACCGAACCCAGCGCGACACCAUUCAGCGCUCAACCCCACGCCAGACAGCCUCCCCCCCAGGAGCAGACAAGCGAUGACGGCAGGAAUACCAGUUCACGCUCGCUAGGACACCGUGGCGGGUCAUUAUCACCGCCAUCAAUCCUGCCCACCGGCUUGUCACCAAACGCGCGACGAACGGGCAACAGCCAGCUCUCAUUAAAUCCGGGAAUUCCGGAAGACACCAUACCUGAACACGGAGUGUGGAACGCAGAACAGCACUCUGAUACACCUGCUCCCGCCACCAACCUCGUACCCAUCGAAGGAGAGUUGCAACCCGACAGUCCGUGGCACCGGCCGCCGAUGUGACACUGACCGCCGUCGUGCAUAAGCUAAAUCGUGAUUUCCCUUCGAAGAGUUCCUCUAUGCGUAUGCCACGCCCUUCCCCCUUUUGGAACCUCAAAACCUGUAUUUCA
Molecule: messenger RNA, 5616 nt
Organism: Fimicolochytrium jonesii
Lineage: Eukaryota; Fungi; Chytridiomycota; Chytridiomycetes; Spizellomycetales; Powellomycetaceae
Exons: 6
Coding region: 197-5509 (1770 amino acids)
Biological process (GO): phospholipid translocation
Cellular component (GO): plasma membrane
Molecular function (GO): magnesium ion binding; ATP hydrolysis activity; ATP binding
Source: RefSeq, a predicted model, not a curated record